Messenger RNA from Lucilia cuprina (Australian sheep blowfly), 3214 nucleotides. Its product is annotated as SH3 domain-binding protein 5. Gene Ontology annotation, biological process: negative regulation of protein tyrosine kinase activity; intracellular signal transduction. Gene Ontology annotation, molecular function: protein kinase inhibitor activity. Lineage: Eukaryota; Metazoa; Arthropoda; Insecta; Diptera; Calliphoridae. The transcript has 8 exons. Bases 874 to 2772 code for a protein of 632 amino acids. Gene Ontology annotation, cellular component: cytoplasm. The record is from RefSeq and is a predicted model, not a curated record.
AAACAGUUUGAAUUGGAACUCAAAAUAGGCGUAUGGGGGAUGUUAAAAUACGCAUCACGUAUAUGUUGGGGAAAACAAAAUAGCAACAACAACAAUACAAGUAGUUGUUAAUAAUAAACAACAACGGUAAAACGAUGACAAGUAUGUAACGGUGUUGGCACUCUAACACGGUGGUUUGCUGUUUAAAACUCUUUGCAAAUAAACCCACAAUAGAAGAUACAUUUUCUUCUUCUCUAUUGGAUUGUUGUUAUAUUUGUGCUUUUGGGGGAGGAAGUGGAGAAGUGUUGGGUAUAAAACUUGGUCUGUAUACCAGGGUGAAGACGAAAAGAUAAUUUAACUGUGUUUUAUUUUACGAGUAAAAACAAUAACAACAAAAAAGAAGAGUAGAGCAGAAAAUAAAAAAUCGAAAAUAUGUGCUGCAAGUAACAAUUAUUAUCAACUGAAUGAAGAAAAACGAAUUUUUCCACAUUCAAACAGAAGUAGAGAAAAUACGAAACGCGUUAACGUUACGUGCAGGUAACGGAAGAAAAAUUUCAUUAAAUGAAAAAUAUAAAAUUUUUAUUACUAAAAGGAAGAAAAGAAAAAUUGUUAUGAAAUUUUGUAAAAUUAAAAUAAUAAUAGAAAAUAAAUUAUAAAAUAAAAGAAAAAAGGUGAAAAGUGCAAGAAAAUUUGUCUCAAAAAGUCUGUUAAAAAUUUCCUAAACUAAGUUGUUGGUUUCUUUAACAAAAAAAGGGACACAUUUCUUACUAAUUUUCCUUAAAGGCAGUAAUUAUGUGUAUUGCCAAGUGAUAUUUUUUGUACAGAAAAUUUAAACAAAUGUAAUAAAAAAAAUAAAUCUUAAUAAAAUAUUAAUAUACAUACAAAUUCAUCAAUAUGUCAACUGAAAGCAAUAAUACUCCAGUGGAUCCCAGAGUUCAGGUUGAACUAGAAAAACUCAAUACAGCAACGGACAAUAUCAACAAAUAUGAAGUAGAACUUGAUGAAGCGAAAUGUGAAUUCAAACGUAUUUUAGCUGAAAGCGUCGUAAGGAUAAAACAGUCUGCACACAAAUUAGGAAAUUCAAUUGAGGCAGCAAAACCCUAUUAUGAAUCUCGUAUAUAUGCGGCACAGCUUGCCAAAGAGACCCAACAGGCAGCAUCUAAUUAUGAGAAGGCAAAAUCCAUACACGCAGCUGCCAAAGAAAUGGUUUAUCUGGCCGAACAGGGUUUGGGUGAAAAGUCUACCUUGGAUACAGCCUGUCAGGAGAUGUUAAGUCAUGCAGCCAGCAAAGUAAAUCAAUCACAAUUAGAGGUUACUGAUGCUCGUAAUUCUUUGAAAAUGUGUCAAUUGAAGCUAGAAGUAGCUAAUAAUCGAGUGGGUAAAUUACAGGGACAAUUACGACAAGCUAUUAAAGCAUCAAGUUUUAAUAUUAGACGAAAUUUACUUUUUAUUAAUUUAUUGGCUUAUCAACAUGAUUUAAAUAAUUUACCUUAUUACGAAACCCGAGCCAAUUAUAAUGGUAUAUUAAAAGCACAAAAGGAAAAAAUCAAUAGUCUAGAGAAUAGAGUAGCUGAGGCCAAAAUGACUUAUAAUGAAGCUUUAAAAAAUCUAGAACAAAUUUCCGAAGAAAUACACCGUCAACGACAACAGAAACAAGCAAAUCUACUGAAUUACGAAACAAUGUUGAAACAAGUAGAGGUGGAUAAUGCCUCUUCAAAUUAUUCCUCACCUAUGGGAAGUGGUACUAGUUAUACACAAUUUCCGUGUGAUAUUGAUACAUCUGAUGAAUACCUUGAGAUGCCCGAUAAAUUGUCCACAAACUCUAGUCCGGUACGACAACGACAUCCGGAUGAACAUGAAUGUCCACAUCUGCUGCAUGACUUUGAUGCAGUCUUAACAUUUCCUCAAAAAAUAGCCAGCGGUAUGCAUAAAUCGGCAAGUACUAGCAAUACAAGUGAUAAUCUCUUUGCCCAGGCCCAAAUGCAUGGGCCAUAUGAGAUUAAAUCAACUGCGGGUAGUGGACAAAAUCUAACAAACGAUAAUAGUUCUAGUACGGGUAAAGGUGGUAGUGGAAGUGGUGGUGGCGGUGGUGGUAGAAGUGGUAUAGGAGAAAGUGAUGAUAAUGAUAUAGAACAGUGGACCGAAAUACGUUUGUCACAUUCAGAGAGUACUAGCUCGAGUUACUCAAACCAGAGUUUACUGCACGAUCAUGCAGAUGGUCAAGCCGAAGAUGCUCAAUCCCACCACUCAUCAUCGUCUUCGUCGGACGAGCCCAAACGUAAAGUUACCUGUACUACUAUAUUCCAAGAAGAACAACUGGGUAAAAAGCAAUCUUUGGCUCAAUGGCUUUCACGCUCCAAUAGCUUAAAAGUCGGUGGUCGACGCCAGUCUCUAGAUCUCCUAAUCGAUGCCAGUGAUAAAGUUAAAGACGUAUUUUCGUUUGGCUUUCAAAAAGUCGGACGCAGCUUAGAACGUCGCAAUAGUGAGUCGGAAAUGAAUAGUGAAUGUAGUAAUGGCUCCACAAAUGUAGCCAUUGGUGGUAGUGUAAUGGGUAGUAGUAGUGGUGGUGGCGUUGGUGGUGCCAAUACGUCCACAUCUUCAACAUCAUCGGCUAGUGAUUUCCUAUUUUUCUCAAGAUCUGAACCAAAAGAACUAUUAUCGGAUGAACAGGUGGAAAAUCUCUUACUUAAUCAUACAGUAGAUGAAAACGGCACAAUUAUUGUGGAAGAGCUUAAAUCACCUCUACAACAGCCAAUUAGUAAUAAAUUUGGUUUGCCAACGCUUUUAGUUUAAAUACAUCUUACAACAACAACAAAAACCCCUAGUAAAUUAUGUUUAAAUUGAAUAUUUAUUCUUAAAUUUAAUUUUUUGGUUUAUUUUUUAAAAUUAAAUUAUAAGAACACAUAUCAGAAUAUUGAUAAAUUACUUUAUUAAAUAAUAUAGUAAUCUAACAUAUUGACAAAUAUAAAUUCUGAACUCUAUUCAAUUUUAACAUUUUCUUAAAAGAAACUUUUUUCUCUAAAAGUUCUAUUCUUUUGUAAUUAACUGGAAAAAAACUAUAAAAAACAAAAAUUUUGUGAUAAUAAUAAGGUAUUUUUAAAUGAUUUUAAUUAACUUAACCAUUUGAAUUAUAAUUUAGAUAUUUUUUAUUGACUUUCCUAUUUGUUUCUGUAGAUUUGUUUUGUAGUAAUUAUAAAGAUAUUAAAAAAAUUCUUAAGCGAAAUGAUUAAAGGCU